AUGAUCAUCCCGGGAUCCACUUUAUAUGUUACUUCGCUAUGGCUGAUCAAGGCCAGCAUGGUGAUCUUCUACAAGCGUCUGGCAGAUCGCACCCGGUAUCAGAUUGUGUAUAAUAUCACACUUGGUCUCCUGGCUGCGACCUGGCUAGUGCUGUUUUUCGAUAUUGUGUUCAAGUGUUAUCCGGUCCAGCGGCAGUGGCAGGCGAUUACAAAUCCCGAAUUGACAUGUCCCCAAGGACCGUCCACAAUAAAUUACUGGCUCACGAUUCUCUUCAACAUUUUCACUGAUGUCUUCAUCAUUUGCCUCCCCAUUACGCAGGUUGCAAGACUCAAGAUGCCCACGAAACAAAAAUGGGGUGUCAUUUCUGUUUUCCUCCUGGGUAUUCUGGUAGUCAUAACCAGCAUCAUCCGGGCAAUCUACUCCUACCGCAACGAACAAAUGAUCACUUGCACCGUCUCCAUGGUCGAAACCGCCAUCGCCAUCAUCGCGUCUUGUCUCCCCGUUCUCCGCACGCUAGUAUUCGGCUCUCACUCUCGCACGGGAACCUAUAGCGGCCGCCGCGGCUACGAGCUCUCUCACUCUGGCGUACAUACCGGCGCCAACGCGCAGCACACCGCCGUCUCCACCUCACAGGGUCAGACUGACCGCGGCAUAGAUGACAUCUCGUUCAAUGACUCCGAGGACGGAUUAGUGAAGGAUACGCCCCCGACUUCCGGACCAGGGAUCGCCGUCAGACAUGAGUAUUUCGUGCAUCAGGAUUCUGUAUAA
This is a messenger RNA of Penicillium concentricum, 768 nucleotides long. RefSeq lists its product as uncharacterized. The transcript has 5 exons. The coding region runs from base 1 to 768 and encodes 255 amino acids. The record is from RefSeq and is a predicted model, not a curated record. NCBI's taxonomy places the organism in Eukaryota, Fungi, Ascomycota, Eurotiomycetes, Eurotiales, Aspergillaceae.